GGGCGCUUACCAGAAGCCAGUGCUUUUCCAGAAGUGCCUCAGGGGCCUUUCAAACUGCGAAACAUCCACGUGCAGCACAUGGAGGGCGUGGCCGAAAUAGAACGCCGUCUUCCAUCCGGGCACCACUCAGUACGUCACACGCUGCCGCCCGGAGGGUGGGGGUGAGGAUUUCCGUUAGCGACGAGCUGGGCGUGGCUGGGUGUUUGGCCAAUCCAGGCGCGUUUCUGUGUUGUGCGGCCGGUUUGAAUCCCGGGCGCUGCCGUUAGGUUCGUUAGCCGGCCGAGAGCUGCUUCAGGCGUGCGCCGAGAGGCCAAGCCCCCGCCUGGGCCGCGAGGAUGCCGAGCACCCCGCGCAAGAGCGAGGUCCUGGCCUCCUCCCUGGUGAGCAGCGUCAACCACGCCCUGGGGAAGCUGCUGGACAUCUGGCACCAGAUCGGCAUCAAGGAGGAGAUGCAGCUGGAGCGCAUGCAGGCGGUCAAGCUGCACAUCGAGAAUCUGUUGAAUGAAAUGAUUACAGAGGAAUGCCAGUUAAAGGAAAGAAUUGAAAGCAGCAUUGAACGCCGUAAAAAGGAAUUGAUGUCACUGAGAAAUGAACUGUCUCUGGACCCCUACCUGGUUGAAGAGGGUAUAUCCAUCCUUCAGAUGGAGAAAGAUCUACGACUGGCAUUAGAUGCUACACUCAAAGAAAAAAAUGAGAGGCUGGAGGAAUUGAAGCAACUUCAGCAGCAAGAUGAAAAGCUCUGUGCUGAGCUUUUUACCACGCCUUACUAUAUUCCUACUGGCAGCAUUCCAAGUCGUUUACAGCUGGAAGAGUUAAAGGAACAUGUUCGGAUGCGUUCAGAUGAGAAGAAACGACGUCUGGAAGUUUUUCUCAAACUAAGAAACGAAAUCAGGCAGUAUAAUGAAGAGAUUGGGCACACACCUGAUUCUACUCUUGAAAAAGAGGCGCUCUCUGAUGAUGAGGAACCUUUUUGUCUUACCAAUAAGAACAUUGAAGCUCUUCAAACACUUGUUAAUAAGUUGCAGUUGAAGAAAGGAUCUGUAAUCUCAACACGGGAGGCUCUGAAGGAGAAGGUACGACUUCUGUGGAAUAGACUGCGCUGGCCAGUAGAGAAGCAGGAACAAUGUAAAAUGAGUAUUAAAGGCUCCAUUACUCAAGAAGUUACCAUGUGGGAAGAAGAGCUGCUGCGUCUGGAGGAACUGAAGAAAGAAAACUUGAAGGGAGUGAUUGGAAAAGUCAGACAGGAGCUUGACCUUUACUGGGAAAAAUGUUUGUAUAGCACAGAACAGAAAUCAGCCUUUCAUCCAUAUUAUGAUGAUAACUUUACAGAAGAUUUGUUGAACCAACAUGAUGAGGAAGUUAUGAAAAUGAAACUCCUUUAUGAGAAAAACAAGGCUUUAUAUGAUAGCAUUGCUAAAUGGGAAGCUACCUGGAAACAGUUCAUGGAGUUGGAGAAAAAAUCCACAAAUCCAAACAGAUUAGUUAACAGAGGUGGCACUCUAUUGAAAGAAGAGAGAGAACGCUCAAAGAUCCACAAGCUGUUAACAAAGUUGGGAGAAGAUCUGAAAAGGAGCAUUGAAAGCUGGGAGAAAGAACAAGGCUGCAACUUCCUGAUCAAAGGUCAAAGGUUCCUGGAUUACAUGGCAAAUCAGUGGGAACAGCACAAACUUAAAAAGGAACAAGAGAGAUUGACGAAGAAGGAAGAUUCUGCAGUUCUGAAAACACCCAUGAAAAGGCAUGCUGGCUCAACCACUCAAACUCCCCUUAAGACAAGGAAGUUACAUGGAAUCACAAAUUUAACUGUGCUGCGGGCAGCCAGCUGCAUCAGUCUGACCAGCACGGGUACUGCAGCUGUUGCCAGAACACCCAUUCUAGUUUGUAAGACACAAUCUAAAAGCACACCACCAGAGUCCCGGCAGCCAGCACGAUUACAAGAGGGCAAAGAAAACCAGCAAACCAGCAAAUCUAUCAAUCAAUUCAGCUACUUAGACUUCACGGAAUAUAUGGUAUUGGUCACCAUAUCACAAAUGGUAUUACUGCAUCCUCAACUGCAGAGUUGGACAAAAGUUCAGGUCAGAAAAAUACAAGGAAAGGAUCAAAAAAGGACACUAACUGGAUAAGCCAGCAAAAGAAAGAUCUUUCAAAGAAAACUAGCAGUACCAGUGAGAUUUUCAACUCUACAGUAAAUGAGAACAGAUAUUAAGGAUCCUGUUG
This is a messenger RNA of Gopherus flavomarginatus (Mexican gopher tortoise), 2214 nucleotides long. Its product is annotated as protein regulator of cytokinesis 1-like. Gene Ontology annotation, molecular function: microtubule binding. The transcript has 16 exons. The record is from RefSeq and is a predicted model, not a curated record. Gene Ontology annotation, cellular component: spindle; mitotic spindle midzone; cytoplasm. Gene Ontology annotation, biological process: mitotic spindle midzone assembly; microtubule cytoskeleton organization. The coding region runs from base 336 to 2120 and encodes 594 amino acids. NCBI's taxonomy places the organism in Eukaryota, Metazoa, Chordata, Testudines, Testudinidae.